GUGUUAGUAGACUUGACGCAGACAGCCGCUUUCUGUAAAAGGAAGGAAAGGGAAAAAAUAAUAAGUAAAAAAGGAGAAGAAGAAGAAAACGAAGGGGAAAAGGUCAUUUUCCAGUGUGGAGAGACGCUUCAUACCACAACUGGACCAUGUGGAAAGAUCUGAAGAUGGUUUUGUCAACAGCUUCCAUUAUCUUUCUUUUGUCUGCCAUCAUUCCAGCCACCCUUUGUGCGAAAGUUCUGAUUUUUCCACAUGAUGGCAGCCACUGGGUGAACAUGAGGGUCCUUGCUAAGGAGCUGCAUUUCAGAGGACACUCUGUGACAGUCAUUCGUGCUGCAGACAGCUGGUACAUCGAUGAAGUAUCUCUGUAUUACAGUGCAAUCACAGUUGAUGUUGCUGUUGGUGGAAAUGAGGACUUUUUCCAUCUCUUUGUCUCCGAGGUUAUUAAAAUCAAACGAAGCAAGGGGUCUGCAUGGGCUCGCUUUGCUUUAGACAUGGAGUUAAAAAAUAAGUUCUUUGAAUUACACAAAAAUAUUUGUGAAAUGGUCGUGUACAUGUUUGAAAAUAAAGAGAUGAUGAAGUCCCUUCAAGAAGCCAAAUAUGAUGCCGUUUUGACAGACCCUGCUAAUGGAGGCGGUGUUUUCUUGGCUCACUACCUUGGCUUGCCAUUAGUGUUAAAUACUCGCUGGACUAUUCAUGGGGAGGGACAUUUUGCAAUUGCACCCUCCCCUCUUUCCUACGUCCCACUUCCACCUUCAGAACUAACAGAUCAAAUGACAUUCUUUGAGCGAGUGAGAAACUUAAUUUUUUACGCCAUGAGGAUGCAUCUGUACAAGCAGAUAGUUGGGCCACAUUACUCUGCACUGUCCAGCCGCUACUUUGGCUCAGAUGUGGACUACUUCUCUCUGUUUCAAGCUGCAGACCUGUGGCUCAUGAGGGUGGAUUUUGUGUUUGAGUUUCCUCGACCCACAAUGCCUAAUGUUGUGUAUAUGGGAGGGUUCCAGUGCAAACCUGCAAAACCUCUGCCCCAGCAUUUGGAAGACUUUGUGAAUAGUUCUGGAGAGCAUGGAUUUAUAAUCAUGUCUCUGGGGACUUUGAUUGGAGAGCUGCCUUAUGAAUUAGCAGAUGAAUUUGCUGCUGCUUUUGCAAAAUUACCCCAAAAGGUAAUUUGGAAGUAUAAAGGAGACAAGCCUGCCUCCCUUGGCAACAACACUUUAGUGGUUGAUUGGAUACCACAGAACGACCUUCUAGGCCAUCCAAACAUUAAGUUAUUUAUAAGUCAUGGAGGAACAAAUGGGAUUUAUGAAGCUAUUUAUCAUGGAGUUCCAAUUGUGGGUAUUCCCUUUGUAUUCGAUCAAGUCGACAACCUCUACAGACUGAGAGCUAAAGGUGUUGCACAAGUUUUGGAUGUUUCAGAUAUAGACAGAAAAAUGUUUCAGAGGGCCAUAGAGGAAGUCCUGAAACAGCCUUCUUAUAGGAUGAACAUGCAAAGACUCUCAAAGCUGCACAAAGAUCAGCCAAUGAAGCCACUGGAUCGAGCCCUCUUCUGGAUAGAGUUUGUCAUGAGACAUAAAGGUGCGGCUCACCUUAGAACUGAGUCUUUCAGAAUGCCCUGGUAUUCCUACCACUCUGUAGAUGUCAUAAUGUUUUUAGUAACAGUUGCUGUACUUCUGGUUAUGUUUUUCACUGGGUUGGCAUGGUUCUGUUUUAGCUUGUGUUUGAAAAGAAAAAAAAAAUCUGACUAGCAAGACAAAUAUUUUUCAUAUUUGUAGAUACUGAUACACCAAAGCAAACAUUUUAAAGGUAUUUAUUGUUGUGGUUCCUUGCUGGUUUUAUAUAUGUAUUGUAUUUUCUUUUUUUUACUGUAUGCUAAAUUAUGAGUUGUUAAACCUCAGAUAAUAAGACUUGUUCCAUCUAGCCUACACUCUGGUACAAUACAAUUAAACUUUCCCAUGAACUCUGUCCUUUAAAAUGUCAUUUCAAAUGUCUAAUAAAACAGUAGUUACCAUUAUAAA
Molecule: messenger RNA, 2012 nt
Organism: Melanotaenia boesemani (Boeseman's rainbowfish)
Lineage: Eukaryota; Metazoa; Chordata; Actinopteri; Atheriniformes; Melanotaeniidae
Product: UDP-glucuronosyltransferase 2A2-like
Exons: 2
Coding region: 147-1742 (531 amino acids)
Molecular function (GO): UDP-glycosyltransferase activity
Source: RefSeq, a predicted model, not a curated record